Messenger RNA from Ciona intestinalis (vase tunicate), 1428 nucleotides. The record is from RefSeq and is a predicted model, not a curated record. Lineage: Eukaryota; Metazoa; Chordata; Ascidiacea; Phlebobranchia; Cionidae.
GUAGUGGGCAAACUUAACAUGAAAACAGCCAAUAAUUUCAAAGGAUUAGGGCAUAAACUUUAGGAAGGCCUUGGCCAUCGGAUAUACAAAGCAUUUCUUCUAUACACAUUUUCCCGCAGUUAAAUUGAGCAGCAUGUGACUUGUUUAGCCCCAGGCCACCGUGGUUAGGGAAACGUGAGAUGAAAAUAUAUCAAAUUCGUAUCGGAAGAACUUGACAAGAUGCAGCUAACUGCCUCACCAGAAUUUUUUAUCCGUACGUUUUUAGCAGCUACUGUUGCAGCUGCAGCGUCUGUCCCGCAUACAUUGGAUAUUCGACUACCAGAAGAAGAAGAAAUAAUUUCCCCACCUGCCGAAAACCCUCGUAUUUGUCACGUAUGUAGCCAUUCGUCAAGUUCCACUGAAUACAACACUUCAUCAUGUGAAACUUCAAAUCUCAGUAUCUUUGACGGCGUUCGGUGCCCGCCGGGUAAUACUGUUUGCUCGACAGUGAGACAGGUGUUCGCAAAUGGUACAAACCUAUUAACCAGAGAAUGUUUACCUGAAAAUCCUCCAGCAGUGGAAAUAGAUAGCGACACGUACUUGUGCUGGGAUAUAUGCAAUACAGACAACUGCAACUUUGGGAACUGCACCCUUGAAAGAGGUUCAACUUCUCUUCACAGUAAAUGCGGGGUGUCCAACCCUCAACAGAGCAGCCCAGCAGAAUCAAACUCAAUUCCAUUAUCAGAAAUUUCGCACCUUAUCAAUGGAUGCUACCAAUGUAUCACAGCGGUGAACUCUAGCUGUAGUGACAAUCCUGAACAUUUUUCUCUUCCAUGCCCCCCUGGGUCCAUUGCAUGUGUGACCAGAGUGUCGACAACUGAAGCUGGAGUUGCCGAGGUGGUGCAAAGACGUUGUUCUACACAAUCACAAAACGUGGUUAUCUACGGCAGUACAAUGAGGGAAUGCAUUAUUUCAUGUCACGGAGAUUACUGCAACAAUGUCAUCCCGGUAAAGUAUGAGACUACCACUGCCCAAACUGGUUCAACCAUUGCGCAACAAAACGAAAGUUCUUCUACAAUUCAAAGUACAACGUCUAGCGAAGUUCCGAUUACCGAAGUACAAAAUGAUCGUACAAGUAUCCAAGAUCACACGACAGCGGGAUGGGAAAUACAGACUACUGUUCAGAUACAGCAGCAAGAUAAUACGACGCAAGGCGUGGCCAGAAUUCAUGCUUCGCUGUGGUCAAUAUUUUCUGCUGUACUUAUUGCAUUAUUAGUGACGUUUUCAAACGAUUCUAAAGUUUAAGACUUAUAACUGAGACAUUUUAGUUUUAUGUUAAUUUACAAGCUUAAAAGCUUUGCUGGUCUUGCUUUUGAAUGGCUAUUUUAAAUUAUAUAUUCAAAGCUUGGUAUGGCGUUUUAUCGCAAAUAAAAACAAUUAAAAAGCGGA